AAAUGCAGAGCAGGAAAUGCUUCCGUGUUCAGAGUGGGCGGCUUUCGUCGCGUAAACUGCGCAGCGACCGGCGCUUGGGUGAGUUUGACGUGGCACUCGGCUUGUACUGGGAGCCACAGAGGAAAGGACUGUGCCCCGCACUCAGGUUGCUGCACUCAUUCAUCCUGGCAUGAGAAGACAGUGACAAGGUUCCCGUCAAAAUGAGUCAACAGGGUUAUGUUGCUACGCCUCCGUACUCCCAGGCCCAGCCCGGCAUGGGGGGCUACCAGGGCGGCUUUGGUCCCGGUCCUGCACAGCCCCUCUAUGGCCACUACGGAGGACCUGCUCAGGCAUUCACCGCUCCACCAACAGGUUUGAUGAAAUCACCCGUUACCUCUGCUGCUGGGAUGCCUCCACCUCCAGCAUCCAGUCAGUACAAUCCAAACGUCCAGCAGAAUGGUGCUCAUCCACAAAGAUACCCAGUGCCACCAGUUGUGUCUUCGACUUACGGUCAGCCUCCACAACCACCAUACAACAGCAUGGCAUCACCUGGCCCGCCUCCAGCGCAGCAGCUCACCAAUCAGAUGAGUGCCAUGAACUUGGGGAACUAUGGCCAAGCCUCCAUGCAGAGCCCUCCUCCUCCAGCCAGCACUGUAGCCCAGCAGCCUUUCCAGGCACCACCUCCGGUGGGCCAUCCACAGAUGCUUCCAGGCCUGCAGUCGCCCCACAUGUCCCCUCAGAUGCCUCCACCCCAGUCCCCUCAGGCGAGCAUGUCCAUGACAGGCCAACCUAUGGCAGCCCCGCCCAUGGGAGGCAUGGGGAGACCCUUCCCUGGGGCACCUCCUCCAGGCCUCGGAGGUUUCCAGCAGCCAGGUCCCGGAGUUGCUGGUCCACAAGGAUACCCACAGCAAGCAGGUCAGUUCGGGGGACCCAUGGCUGGGCCCCAACCAGGCAUGCCUGGGGCCUUUCCUGGUGCACCAGCACCAAUGGCUGGCCCGCCACAGAAGAAAUUGGACCCUGACUCAAUUCCAAGCAUAACCCAAGUCAUUGAAGAUGACCAAGUAAAACACGGAGGGCAGGUCUACAGCACAAACAUCAGAGGACAAGUCCCACCUUUGGUCACAACUGACUUUACAGUACAGGACCAAGGCAAUGCCAGUCCCAGGUUCAUACGCUCCACCACCUACACUCUGCCCUGCACCGCUGAUCUGGCCAAACAGUGCCAAGUGCCUCUGGCUUCCAUCAUCAGACCCUUUGCCAGUUUGCCAAAGAAUGAGGCUCCCCUGUAUGUGGUGAACCACGGUGAGACCGGCCCCAUCCGCUGCAAUCGAUGCAAAGCCUACAUGUGUCCAUACAUGCAGUUCAUUGACGGCGGCCGUCGGUACCAGUGCGGCUUCUGCAACUGUGUCAGUGAAGUGCCUGCCUUCUAUUUCCAACAUCUUGACCACAUGGGUCGGAGAGUGGACUUCUACGAGAGGCCUGAGCUGUCAGUUGGAUCCUAUGAGUUUGUAGCCACGCUGGAUUAUUGCAAGAACAACAAGCCUCCGAAUCCUCCCGCCUAUAUCUUUAUGAUUGAUGUGUCCUACAACAACGUAAAGAGUGGGCUGGUCAAACUCAUAUGUGACGAGCUGAAGACUCUGCUGGAGAAGCUGCCAAGAGAGGAAGGAGCGGAGAGCUCUGCCGUCAAGGUCGGCUUCGUCACCUACAACAAGAUCCUCCACUUCUACAACGUGAAGAGCACGUUAGCGCAGCCUCAGAUGAUGGUGGUGUCGGACACGGCCGAGAUGUUCGUCCCGCUGCUCGACGGCUUCCUCGUCAACUACCAGGACUCCAGGGCAGUUAUCUACAACCUCCUGGACCAGAUCCCUGACAUGUUUGCAGACACCAACGAGAGCGAAACGGUCUUUGCCCCCGUCAUCCAGGCCGGUUUGGAGGCAUUUAAGGCGGCAGAAUGUAGCGGGAAGCUCUUUGUCUUCCACUCGUCCAUGCCCACAGCCGAGGCUCCUGGCAAGCUGAAGAACAGGGACGACAAAAAGCUGAUCAACACAGAAAAAGAGAAAACCCUGUUCCAGCCCCAGAAAGGCGUCUACGAGCAGCUGUCCAAGGACUGUGUGGUGCAGGGCUGCUGUGUGGAUCUCUUCCUUUUUCCCAGUCAGUACGUUGACUUGGCAACGAUGGCCGAUGUGCCCUCGCACACCGGAGGCUCCGUCUACAAGUACAACAACUUCCAGGUGGAGACUGAUGGGGAGCAUUUCCUCAGAGACCUGAGGAAAGAUGUGCAGAAGAGCAUCGGGUUCGACGCCAUCAUGCGCGUCCGUACCAGCACCGGCUUUAGAGCCACAGACUUCUUCGGUGCCAUCCACAUGAACAACACCACAGAUGUAGAAAUGGCAGCUGUGGACUGUGACAAGGCCCUGACAGUUGAAUACAAGCACGACGACGCGCUCAGCGAGGAGACGGGGGCGUUCAUUCAGUGCGCCUUGCUGUACACCACUGUCAACGGCCAGCGACGCCUGCGCAUCCACAACCUCAGCCUGAACUGCAGCUCGCAGCUGCUGGAGCUGUACAAGAGCUGUGAGACCGACUCGCUCAUCAACUUCUUUGCCAAAACAGCCUACCGUGCCAUAUUGAACCAGCCUCUGAAGAAUGUCCGCGAGAUCCUGGUCAACCAGACGGCCCACAUGUUGGCCUGCUACAGGAAGAACUGUGCCAGCCCCUCUGCAGCCAGCCAGCUGAUUCUGCCUGAUGCCAUGAAGGUGUUCCCAGUCUACAUGAACAGCCUGAUGAAAACUGCUCCGCUGAUGGGCAGCACCGAGCUCUCCACAGACGACCGAGCCCAUCAGAGGCUGUCCGUCAUGGGCAUGGGGGUGGAGGACACCCAGCUGCUACUCUACCCCCGUCUCAUCCCACUGCACAACAUGGACGCUAGCAGCGAGGCCCUGCCUGCUCCAGUGCGCUGCUCAGAGGAGCGUCUCGCAGACUCAGGCAUGUUCCUGCUGGAGAACGGCCACUCCAUGUUCCUGUGGCUGGGUCAGGCGAGCCCACCAGAACUGGUCCAGAGCAUGUUCAACCUGCCGUCUCUCGCCCACCUGCAAGGACACGUGCCUGCGCUGCCGGAGCUUGACAAUCCAUUAUCGAAGAAGGUCAGAUCCAUCAUCAGCGCUCUGCUCGAGAAGAGGCCGAACUCCAUGAAGCUCCAAAUCGUGAGGCAGAGGGACAAGCCAGAGGUUUUGUUCCGUCAGUUCCUGGUGGAAGAUAAAAGUUUGCAUGGCGGCUCCUCCUACAUGGACUUCCUUUGCUACGUUCACAGAGAGAUCAGGCAGUUGCUCACCUAACCCCCCCCCCCCGGUGCCUGGUCUCGGGGCUCACAGCCAGACUGGCCCAGGAAGAAACGGACAACGCACAAAUGCCACAGGGUCGGUCUCAGGAGGAGGCUUCAUUUCAAUUUAAGGAUGAUGCACAGAGUCAGAAGUCAGAGUGUCAGAGAAAAGGUCGUCUCAUAUCAACAGCCCAGAGUUGCCUUGAUCAUCAUCUAGUAAACACAGUAUGAGCUUCAAAUAACCACUUGUACGGUGAGGAGCAGCCGAGUGCAUCCAGCAUUUCCUGCACCGGUACUUUGAUGGCAGAGACCAGACUGACACUAGUGUCUGAGGCUAACAUGCAUUCGUAUGAAGCCCUAUGACAUAAGCAAUACAGCAUCACUCCUCUGUGUAGUCAGUCGGAUCAUUUUCAUCUACAGACUUUAUCCAAGACAAGAGGUUAUUUGGAAGAAUACAGAGUUUUAAUUUAAGUAAGUUUUCUAAUAUUUAAACAGUUUGAUCAAACUCUCUGUGGUUAUGAAACUGUACCAGAGUAAACAUUCCAGCAGCGUAUCCACCUUAAUCCAGGUUUUUACAGAAACAAUGCUGAAAUAAAAGUCCCCUCUUUGUCAGGACUGAGGAUUCUUCCUGUCAACACACCGUGAGUAAUUCAAAGCUCUUGAUUUGCACAUGCUCCCACCAACAUUCAGAUUCUUUGACCAUUUAUGGCUAAAGGUUUAAUGUUCAUAAUGUGCAGUGACGCAGCAAAGGUUUGGUUGUGGUGUUCUGGGGAUUCAGUGGAAUCAAAACAGCUGUUGCUACAUUUUUCUACAGUGGACGAGGGAGGAUUAGUACUUUAAACAUUAAAACAGCUGUUUAAGGGAUGACUUCUUUAUUGUGUUCUGAGAAAAGGAAGCGCUGCUAAUGACACUGGGAGGCACCAGGAGGAAGAGGUUUUGGAACAACAAUAAAAGCUCUUUAGCAUCUCAAACAACAGUAACAGAGCAAGAGAAAACACUAUGAUUUGUUCUUUUGGGAGUUCAGGGCAAAUAAACAAGAGAAGCCAGAUGUGUGUAAACCUGAAGAGACAGCAGCUCACCAAGUAUAUUAAAGUACUCCAAAUGUUCUAAGUGAUAAUGUAAUAAUCCAUGGGUCCAUGUACAGUACCGUCCUGCAUCGCCUUGUUUCUUUUUAUAGCAGUUAUCAUUUAUCAGUUCAUACAGACUCUACAACCUUUCCUACGCGAAAGCGACGUGUUUUCGUACGUGACCUGUUUUUCUUUAACUGUUAUUUUAAGCCUGAUGGGAAUAUAAUAGUUGUUAAACUGUGUCAAAAUAUAUGCGUCCAUGGCUGAUUUCAGUGUGUCUUGUAUGCAAAUUUUUCUCAGGUAAUUUAAGUACCGUAGUAUUUUAUGUUGGGACCACAGAUGUCUGGUUUUUUAGAGUAACCUUGUGGAAAUGUAUGGGCUUCAAACCUUAAAGCAUUAUCUAAUUAAAUCCUUAAUCAUUGA
This is a messenger RNA of Betta splendens (Siamese fighting fish), 4788 nucleotides long. RefSeq names its product SEC24 homolog D, COPII coat complex component (gene sec24d). The record is from RefSeq and is a predicted model, not a curated record. Lineage: Eukaryota; Metazoa; Chordata; Actinopteri; Anabantiformes; Osphronemidae. Bases 201 to 3314 code for a protein of 1037 amino acids. Gene Ontology annotation, molecular function: SNARE binding; zinc ion binding. Gene Ontology annotation, biological process: COPII-coated vesicle cargo loading; endoplasmic reticulum to Golgi vesicle-mediated transport; intracellular protein transport. Gene Ontology annotation, cellular component: endoplasmic reticulum exit site; COPII vesicle coat. The transcript has 23 exons.